AUGGCGGAGACCAAAGAAUUAGAGAAUAUGGUAUUGAGUUUUCGAGUAUCUGAACUUCAGAUGCUUCUUGGUUUUGCUGGUAGAAAUAAAUCAGGUAGAAAAAACGAAUUACAAGCACGUGCACUAGAAUUGUUGCGUUUGAGAUCUCAUCCUGUUCAACUCAAAAUACGUGAAUUAUAUAAAACCAUACAAGCUGAUCAAUUAGCUGCACAUCAAAUGUAUGGUCAAACAGGUAGUUCUGGAGAGCCACAAAUAGAUCAAAACAUGCACUCCAGAAAUUAUUACACAAGACAAGCUAUCAGCCAGCAGCAACAGACACAAUCUUCAGUUUCCAGUGGGAAGGAUUUACCACCUGCACAUCAAGCAUCUCUACCUCAGGCACCUAGAACUAAUCCAGUUUAUCAAUCAACAGGAUAUACUAGUGUGACACCACAACAAACCACAAGUGCAGCUUUUAAUCCAUACCCAUAUACACCAAAAGUUUUACCAUCUCCAUUGCAAAUACAACCUAGGAGUCAGUAUCCUGUUCAUCCAGAUGUUAGACUUAAAAAAUUACCAUUUUUUGAUUUACUGGCUGAAUUAUUGAAGCCAUCUAGUCUAAUGCCUCAAGGAUCUAUAAGACUUCAAGAAAAUACCUUCAUGUUUCAUUUAACACCACAACAGUCAACAGAUGUAGCAUGUUCGAGAGAUUGUCGCGCCGGCAGUAAAAUGGAUUACACGGUACAGAUACAAAUGCGAUUUUGUUUACAAGAAACUUCAUGUGAACAAGAAGACUGUUUUCCACCAAGCAUUGCUGUGAAAGUUAAUGGAAAAUUGUGUCCUUUACCUAAUCUAAUACCUACAAAUAAGCCGGGAGUAGAGCCAAAAAGGCCACCACGACCUGUCAAUAUUAGUCCAUUAGUUAAAUUAUCUCCUACUGUAGCAAAUCAAAUUCAUGUUACAUGGUCAGCUGACUAUGGUAGACGAUAUGCAAUUGCGAUAUAUCUAGUUAGAAAGCUUUCAAGUGCAGAAUUAUUAUCAAGAUUAAAAAGUAGAGGUGUUAGACACUCGGACUAUACAAGAGGUUUAAUUAAGGAAAAACUAAACGAAGAUGCUGAUAGUGAAAUAGCAACAACUUCGCUGAGAGUGUCAUUAGCUUGCCCGUUAGGAAAAAUGCGAAUGUGUACACCAUGUCGUGCAUCAACAUGUUCACAUUUGCAAUGUUUUGAUGCAUCAUUGUUUCUCCAAAUGAACGAAAGGAAACCCACAUGGAAUUGUCCAGUUUGUGAUAAACCAGCGUUACAUGAUAAUCUCGUUAUCGAUGGAUAUUUCCAAGAAGUGUUAAACUCUAAAAAACUGUUACCUGAUGUGAAUGAAAUUCAGUUGUUGCAAGAUGGAUCGUGGGAAAAUUUAGUUUUGAAGAAAGAGAAAGAUAAAGAAAAAAGUGAAACAAAAGUUAUUACGAAUUCGCAAGACCGUAAAAUAGAUGUGGAUACUGUAGAUCUUGAUGAAAGUAACCCUGCACCGCCAAAGGAAAAGAAACGGGCUGUCAUUAUUGACUUAAUAUCAGACAGCGACGACGACGAUGAAAAUACCACACCAACACAAAGUACAAAAAAAAUAGCUACUGGUACUCCUUCACCAAAAAAAUCCCAAACCAGCUCUAUUAGUAGUACCAGUGAAUCACCAGAAUUGAUGAUAAUUGAUUUAGAAUAG
Molecule: messenger RNA, 1695 nt
Organism: Habropoda laboriosa
Lineage: Eukaryota; Metazoa; Arthropoda; Insecta; Hymenoptera; Apidae
Gene: Su(var)2-10
Product: E3 SUMO-protein ligase PIAS3
Exons: 9
Coding region: 1-1695 (564 amino acids)
Biological process (GO): protein sumoylation; regulation of transcription by RNA polymerase II
Molecular function (GO): zinc ion binding; transcription coregulator activity; SUMO ligase activity
Source: RefSeq, a predicted model, not a curated record